AGUUGUGACUGUUUUACCCAUAUUUUAAUUUUAUUAUUGUAUACAUAAAACUGUCAUACAAGUUUAAAAUAUUUUUAUAUAGUGAGUGAAAAAGUGGUCAACCAUUUAAUGUGCAUCCGUGUCUUAAAUUUAGUGUUUGAUGUUGAUGUUUUUAUGGUUUGUUCUACAAUGUUCGGUGAACAAAACUAUGAAAUUUGUUACGAAAUUACUUAAAUUGUGAAGAAUUACCAUGUGACUAUAUGUGAUUAAAUGCUAAUGUAAAAAUAACUUGCCGACAUUAAGUUUGGUUCUGCUCAAUGGAUUCGAAAGAGAAAUCAAAAAAGAGAGAUCGUAAAAAUGAGAAGAAAAAAAAAAUGGCAUCUGAAAAGGCCGAUAACAUCCCAGACGAAGAUCAACAAAAUGCAAAUCAAGGAGAUAGUGAUUCCGAAUCUGGAAAAUCCACAGAUAGUGAGGAAUUAGUAAACGCUCUUAAUUACAACACAAUUACUUCUUUAGCUGCUUUAAAAGACAUUAUUCAAGGUGACAAUGAUACGCCUGAAACUGAUAGUUUCUUUCAACAUUAUUUUAUGAAUCACUGCAAUAAUUUGUCCAGUCGUAAUUCUAAUUCUACGUCACCUUUUUCAUUUACUGAAAGACGCAGAUUAUCACAAUGUCGCGAAGAGGACGAAGAAGACGAAAAGAAAGAUUGUGUGAAACAUUCGAAUGGUUCUUUACACUCAAAUUUAGAAACCACUUAUUUAGACAUAAACAAUUCUCUUGCAAACCAGCAAGAUAAGGAAGAUGUGCUCAUAAAACCUGACGAAACAGUGCAUUCUGGUGAUGCACCGUGUGUCUCAGACGAUGAUGAUUUUGAAAAACGUACUGUCAUGGGGGCAAAACAUAAAUUCUUGGUUACAAAAACGGAGCAAAUGCCGCCUAUUGUUAGGCAGGCACUUCGUAAUCAAGUUAAUAAUGCGCACACAGUACAUUUUGGAACGAAAGGAGCUGAAGAGCAAAGGCCGAGUGUACGAACUAUUUUCACAGGACAGAAUCUCCAUCGUGACAAAAAUUAUUUUGAUAGUAGUUUAAUAGAAAUUAGAUCUACAGUGGACGGAGUUCUUCCCAAUUCUGAAGACAUUUGGGUUAAAAGGGCAGAUGCUAAACAAGUUGUUAAGGACGACAAGUUGGUGGCAAAAGUUGAUGCUGCUAAAAAAAUUGAAGAAAUAAAGCCGGAACCGCCACUGCCACCGGAAAAAGUACGGGAACGCUCUGGAACGUGGGGAUCACAAACCGCACGCAAAGAAAAAGAUUUACCAAAAAAAAUUUUAAAGGAUAAAGAUGUACGAAGGAAUAGUGACGAAAGACGACAAAAGAGAGAUCAACGCCUGGAUGCAGCAAUCACACGAAGCUCGCAGUCUGUCACUGAACGUAAGCGGCGUGGUUCCGCUGAUGAUGGCCAAGCACAUCCCAUGUAUCAACAAACGAUUCACGGAACCUCCGGGGUGAGCCGCAGACCAGCUUUGUUUGACAUAUUCAAAUCUCGUCCACGUGGAGAUGCGAAAAAACAACCAUCGAUUAUGCAGCAAGUUAAAGCCGCUGUACAGAGUAUGACGAAAUCGGGAACCGCAAGUAAGGAAUCUGUAAAGUCUGAUAAAUCGGAGGCCGCCUCGAGCUCGUCGGGCGCACCGGCCGUGAAAACGAAGGACGGCUCAGCUCAUCCGCAUCCUGGCAGCGACACGAGGUACUACCACACUGUCACCGCAUCAACAACUCGUCGUCCGAGUGCUAUGGCCAAAGUAAUGGACAUCUUCCGUGGUCGAGCCUCCCUUCCUGGACAAACUGUGCAGCUAGAGAGCGCUGAAAAAAGGAGAGCGAGGGUGAUAGCUCAGCAACACCAUUAUGCUUCAGGGGCUUAUUUACGGCGAGCAGCGUCACAAGAGGCGGAAAAGCGUCGUUCAUCACUCGGAAACGUUCCCACUGCACGCCACCGCGCAUCUGACGCCUUUCUUGAUCCCCAUCAUGCAGCCAUAUUGUUUAGAGAUUCGAGGGGGUUGCCGGUUGCUGAUCCGUUCUUGGAAAAAGUCAGCCUUUCUGACCUAGAGGAAGAUGAGUCGCAGAUUUUCGUGAAGUUUUUCAAGUUUCACAAAUGCUACGAUCUCAUCCCAACGUCCGCUAAACUGGUGGUCUUCGACACCCAGCUGCUCGUGAAGAAGGCAUUCUUCGCUCUGGUUUAUAACGGUGUUCGCGCUGCACCACUAUGGGACUCGCAGAGGCAGAGGUUCGUGGGAAUGCUCACGAUCACGGAUUUCAUAAAGAUCUUGCAAAUGUACUACACCAGUCCCAACGUGACCAUGGAUGAGCUGGAGGAGCACCGUCUGGAGACGUGGCGACAGGUGCUGAAGGGAUCCGUGAUGCCACUGGUGUCUAUCGGGCCCGAUUCCUCCUUGUUUGACGCGAUCAAGAUGCUCAUCACAAACCGCAUACAUCGGCUGCCGGUCAUCGACCCCGAUACCGGCAACGUCCUUUAUAUACUCACUCACAAAAGGAUACUCAGAUUCCUUUUCCUUUAUAUUAACGAGCUGCCAAAGCCAUCGUACUUGCAAUGCAAGCUUCGCGAUGUUCGUAUCGGGACCCUGAAGGACAUAGAAACGGCUACCGAGGAAACUUCAAUAAUUGAAGCGCUGAGGAAGUUCGUCAACAGACGAGUUUCAGCUCUGCCCCUCAUCGACACCGAGGGUCGACUCAAGGAUAUUUAUGCUAAAUUUGACGUUAUCAAUUUGGCCGCUGAGAAGACUUAUAAUAACUUGGAUGUUUCGCUGAAGAAAGCGAACGAACAUCGUAACGAAUGGUUCGAGGGAGUUCAGAAAUGCAAUCUCGAUGAAACAUUAUACGAAGUCAUGGAAAGGAUCGUACGCGCUGAGGUGCAUCGUUUGGUCGUCGUGGACGAGGAAGACAAAGUGAUCGGUAUAAUAUCGCUGUCUGAUUUACUGAUGUAUCUCGUGCUGCGUCCCACCGGCGACUGUGAAGGCGCCAGUCUACGCAACGAGCACGGCCCCAUCGAGGAAAAGGACGAGACUCAAAGCUCAGAGGGCAAGGACAACGAAGGAAAUACUCGGAACAACUCAGAUACGAAAGAGGAAGCCGAGUGCCAAGGCCAGUAAAAGUGUUCGAGUGAACGUGUGACGUAGCGUCAGAUUCGUUGUAGUGUAAGCGAGCGCGGCUCUAUUCACAGACGGUUGUGAUUUGAAAUGAAAAACAAAAGGGAACAUUUCUGAUCGAGUUUUCAUUAUAUAAGUAACAUUUAUUGCAAUCUAUGUCUAAUAUUCUUGCUGGCUAAAUAUUAUUUCUAAUCAUAACAAAUAUUUCGUCCCGUUACCGGCCAACUGUCUAACUAUUCCACUUUUAAUUCUAUAAUAUUUAUUUGCAUAAUUAUAUAUAAUUGUAAUACAACUAUUGGUAUCGUAAAGCAACAUAUUUAAAUAUAAGAUCGUCUUAUAAACCUCCGUAUUUAUAAAGUCUAAAGUGUUAUUUCUUCUAAGUUUUUUAUAAAUUAAAUAAACAGUUUCGUAAUAAUGUCUUUAUUGAAGUUUAGAUGACUUGUAUAUUUUGGGGAGUCCAUAUUUGAUUUCUGUAGUUAAUUUUUAUUAUGUCAAAUUAUUUUUUAAUAUAAGAUAAUUUUCUUAACAUUAUCUGUACAGAUCGACACAUGUGUUGGUGUAUGUACUCGUAGACGUAGUCGAUGCGUUUUUUUUUUUACUUUAAAAUUAAGUUUUAUUUAAUACACUAUAGGAAUUUUGAUUAAUUGUUUUGCGGAUUUUGUACGAAAAAUCAAUUUGACAAUAAGAUUUCAUGUGAAUGUCAGUUCACUAUUUUAUUCUUAUAGUGAAACGCAACAAUUAUCAAUAACAAUCUCCUUGACAUUUUAACAUUUAGUUUUAAGUUUUAUGUAUACCUUGCAGAAUUUUUAUGGACAAUAAUUUUAUUGCUCACUUGUCAUGUUUCAAACGCUCCAGACUUUUAAUCGGAUUAGCUACGAUCGAUAUAUCACAAAAGUUUCCAACACUAUCAUUGAAAUUAAUAUAUUUAUACAAAAACAAAUUCUUCUACUGGAAUAAAUGAUUUGACAUACAUUUUUAUUGAGAUGAACUCGCGUGUUUAUCAAGUGUGUUAAACUGAAAUGAAUGCCUCAUUUAUUUAUUCUUAAUUCCAAUUACAAAAAUGUUAUGGUCUUACUCAUAUAAGCGUUGUUUAGCGGGUGAUUAGUUAAAGAAUGACGCGUCCUCUUCUAUCGAAUGUCAAAUCAAUAAUGACAGAAAUAGAGAAAUUAGACUGUAAUUAACAGCCGCUAAUCAUCGAAUAUGAGCAAGUGCGCUAAUCUUCGAUUUAUAAUAAUUAAAGCACAUUGAACAUCUAACAUUGUACUCCUUUCUCUCUGUUUCUUUAUACUUAACGUUUAUUGUAUUCGUUCCUAAAUCUAUUACCAAACAAAUAAUAAUAUACGCAUGUUGUUUUGGAGCUGACGUGCGCUUCAAGUAUUAUGAAAUGUGUUAUUAAUUUAUGUGUAGUUUAGUGAUUAGUAAUAACUCAAUGAAUAUUUGUAAUAAAUGUCGUAUUCAUAUAGUAAAUUAACAUUGUAGCGGUAUUCUGUAAUGCCGAUGAUAUCGGCAGUUUUAAAACUAUUCAGAUGUAGAACGUGUAUACAUUACAAUUAAAUAUUCUCUUUUUGCUGUUUAUUUGUGUCAAUGUAAAAAAAUAUCAACGCACAUAAUAUUAUUUGAUAUAAAAUUAGAAUUUUGAAAUAUAUAAUUUGAAAUAAAACAUGGUACCGUGU
This is a messenger RNA of Nymphalis io (European peacock), 4810 nucleotides long. RefSeq lists its product as uncharacterized. The coding region runs from base 297 to 3140 and encodes 947 amino acids. The record is from RefSeq and is a predicted model, not a curated record. Lineage: Eukaryota; Metazoa; Arthropoda; Insecta; Lepidoptera; Nymphalidae. The transcript has 16 exons.